Messenger RNA from Rhagoletis pomonella (apple maggot), 7447 nucleotides. RefSeq lists its product as uncharacterized. NCBI's taxonomy places the organism in Eukaryota, Metazoa, Arthropoda, Insecta, Diptera, Tephritidae. The transcript is spliced from 8 exons. The record is from RefSeq and is a predicted model, not a curated record. Bases 272 to 3781 code for a protein of 1169 amino acids.
GCAAUCAACAACUUUCGUACACCUCCGACAGUUCUUUGUAAUCGCUCAACGAGCAGCUGGAUUAAAAUUGUAGGGAGAGCUGCAUAUUUUUGGUUUUAUUUAUAAAAAAGUAAAAGCACGCUAAUAGGCUAUAAAUAUACAUACGCCAAUAAACAGCAGUAGCAAAAGCCCUCUACUGAAGACCUACAACGGGUGGAUGAAGCGUUGAAGUGGAGCUUGGAAGUCACAAAAGUUUGCCCAUCAAAGCGACAGAAAAAGAGAAAGAGUAACAAUGGACAUUUUGGACAUCGAUGAAGCGUUGAAAGAUGAUUCUUUUAUCUGCUUGGAAGAUAAAACACACGAUGACGUUUCGAAUAUAUUGCAGCAAUGGAAAAGCAACAAUUGUCCGCUACCAACGCAAUAUCAGCAGGAACAAGCUUACAAACUAAACUCGAGAACAUUUACGCGUCCUCGCAGGAAGUUGGCGCAAAAUCUUGAAUCGCCCUUUGCACACACCUCUGGUAGUAAUGGUGCGCAAUCAACGCUUCCAACUCAUUCCGAACAGCUGUCACAUAAAUUUACCAUUGCCACGCCUCAGCCGCCGAUUUUCAAUCUCGAAAUUGGCGGUCUAGUUACAACGAUGCAUAAGUCAUUUUUGCAAGACACGUCACCCCCCUCAUCCAUUUGUUCCUCCAUGGAGAUGUCAAUGGAGCGCAUGAAUAACUCACUGAUCACGUCAGCGGACUUUACUAACAUAAACUUUCUACAAUCGACACAAAGCCUAGAUUUCAACGAGCCAAUGCUUAAUGGUGGCGAAUUGUUCAACUUAGCCAAUAAGGCAACCAGUGAUGGUUAUACGUUAAGCGACAUGAUACGCGAUAGGAAAGCACUCGAAUCGCUAACAAUGUCGGGUGAUGGCACACUCAUAAAAGAUUCGCAUAUCGGUCAGAUCGAUGAUAUAUCACUUGCGCUCAGCAAAACGGCAUCGGGUUACAGUACCUUGGACAAUUCCACGGAGAGCAUGCAAGAUGAGCAACAGCAGGGUAAUGGUCUAAAUGCGGCGGCCAAUGCUACCACAGUGGGUGUUGGUGGCGGUAGCUUGCCUGACGGCAAAAACAACAUUAUGCAUCGUACCAUGCUGCUUAGUGAUGAUGUAAUCAGUGAUACAACUUUUGAUUUGGUUGAAAGCAGUUUGUGUGAAAGCAUCGAAAAUGGAAAUGGAAAUAACCCAGCAACUGCACCCACAUCCGCUAAACUCAUCAACGAGACGUUCAAGAGGCCAUGGCCAAUGGACGAGACUGUUUGUCUUCCCACAAAAGCCAAUGCAACAUUCGAAUUUAAACAGCUAACACCAGAUGCGCGUUUAGCGUCAGAAACGCGUUGUGAAACUCCAGAAAAUUUGGCCGAAACAGUGGCCGCACGCAAGUUCUACGAGUCAACACCGCAUGCUGCUGGCAUGGGCAAAGACGCUCAGCAUCUUACACCUACGACCUCGAAGUUAACAAUAGAUGAGAGCAAUCUUUCGCCUAUAGUGGGCUCGCCGGAGAAAUUGAAUGCAACACGCGUGCUGCAUGAAACCUUCGGUCAGGAGUCGGACGUCAAAAAAGUGAAUUCGAAAACAUUUUCAGGCACUUUGCCACGUCUUGAGAGUAUCGAACAAAUGUUAGAUGAUAUUGAAAAUCCCAAUGAGACUUACGAGAAAGUAUCUGCGCGCACACAAGAACUGCAACAAAGCGCGGCCGAUAUACAAAUGCAAAAUGUAUUGGAGCUCGCGCACGCUGAGGAAGAGCUUUUGGCAAGCAAUAACGAUCAGGAAUUUGAGCAUAUGCUGGAAGAAUUCAGUAAGGUGGAAGUAAAUGCUGAGCAUGUGAAAAUGAGGAAAUCGCUGGAGACAAUAAAACGACGCUUCCAUCGGGACACCAUUGCUUUGGGAAGAGCACCAGCCUUGCAACACGGCGCUGAUAGUAAUAUUCAUGCCGCCCAUAUACACGAGAAAAUAGUUGAAACGAAUGGCGCUGACUGUCAAAAUGAAUCGAGGCGUAAUGGCAGUUACAGCAAAUUGGAUAUAAAUGCCAGCUUAGAGCUUAAGCGUUCAUUAUUGAACGAUUGCUCAGCGCCUUCUGGUUUAUCCUCACCAUCCCCCUCAUCCGCAUCGGUAUCUGCCUCAUCGGCGGUUUCCUCGAUAACGGUCAGUGGUGGCGGCAACGUCAAUGCAACGAGUGAACGACUGCUAAGUCGUCGCAGCCGGCUAUAUGAUAAUAUAAAUCUUUCAACAAUUUCCGCUGGCAGCAGUAAUCAUCAUUCGCCAUCCCGUUCACUGGGUGCUUCAUUCACAGUACAUAAGCGUGAAGAUAACGAGUAUGAAAAUUGUGCAGUUGCCGCAGAUGCAGCGACUAAAGCGGGUGCACCGAAACAGACUGAAGAAAAAGAAGAGAAUUUGGGAAAGACUGAUGAAGCGCAUGAAAAUGUACACGGAUCAGGGGCUUUGAACAAUUACAACGCUAUUGGCACCUACAGACUCUCAGAACGGCGCGAACGUGACCGCGAUCGUUUUAAGACAAUAAAAAUUGUCAAAGGAAGCAGUGCGAAUGACGUUCUUGCAGCUGUAAAUGUGCCUUGCAUCGAUGAUGAAAUUGCGUGUGUAGAGAGCGUAUCUGACGACAACGCUGCAGUCUUCAAUAAUAAUAAAUCAGAAAUUGAAGCGGAAAAGGACGUUGUGUCGGCAACUGGAAAUCAAAACACCUUCAAGAAAUCCACGACGGCAUCAAAAAUCAAUCCGAAUUUUUUAACAUACAAGAAGCCGAAAGAUAAACCAACACUCGGCGGAAAUUUGCCGGAAAUAGGAUGCGACGCAUUAGUCAGCAAUGAGGAGUUCGAAAAGACACCAGAAACGCCCAGCCGUUUACGUUCACGUUCACGCCCGCGUUAUAUUUCCGGUUUACAAAAGAUGACGGUGGUUAAAGCGAUUUCGGCGGGCGAUUUGGAUCGUGCUACAGCGCCUGGCUUGCGACCGCCUAACGCCAGCGUCAGUCAUGCUGGGCUCAACAACUGUCAGGAUGCUUGCGCUGAGAAGACUGCCACGAACACUAAAUACCAACGCAACACGCAACCUUUGAAGACAUCAACGGAUGACGUUAAAUCCCCAAUGGGCACCAAGUCAAAAUCCUUCCACAACUUAUCGAGUAAUUUUGGUUUUAAUGGCAGCGCAAGUGGCCUGUCGGCGGGACGCAACAGCAGUUUUGGCUUAAAGAAGCCCACCACUUUUGAAAGCAAUGGUUUUUCCACAAACUCUGCGAGGGAGCGCACUGGCAACGGUACGCCGAAUGCCACGCUGCAGCUGCAAGCCGACGAAGCAGUUUUCAAGGUACCCAAGCUUAUGUCUGGCCUACGUGCGCCUGGUGUGAAACGCGCCAGCCUGGUGCGGCCCUCCUCCGGUUACUAUAGUCUCAACAGUCUUGCCGCCAAGGGUAUGCCACCGUUGCCGCAAGCGCCACAAACACAGCCAGCGAAUGAUGCCGAUUCUGAUAGCGGCGGCAGGCAUUCACCCACAGAAAGCAUGUCUUCAGCUUCAUCGCGUAGCAGCUUACACAGUGGCGGCGGCGGUGGUAGCAAUAUUGGCAAGCCGGUUGCAUCCGCUACUGCUUCAAAGCCCGUAUCUUUCGCCAACACUAACACAUUGAACCUGACUAAGAUUACCACUGGUUCAACGGGUAUACCGAAGCCAUCUGGCCUGCGGCCGCCUACAACGAACAUCAAGCGCAGCGGUUUGCCCAAGCCAGCCACAGCUAUGGCGCGACGAUAAACCGUAUGUCACACACACAUACUACAUUGCAAUACAAACAACUACGUAUUUUAUAUAUAUAUUACUAAGCGACAUACAGUAUAUUUACACGUUUGUAAAUUAAGCAAGCGGAAUUUAGUCAAGUUGGCAAUGUGACUAUGAAAUCAAAUGAAGGAAAUGUAUUGAGCUGAAGGCAUUUCUUUGUGCUCUCUUAAGUUGCCACAACUAAGAUUAUUUUUUUAUAUAUACAUACAUAUAUUUAAUUUUAUUUCGACACGAAUUCGAUUCUUGUACUUUAUGUAUAACUUAGAAGACAGAAACAAACGAAAGAGAACAAUAACAAAAAAUGAGCGAAAAACAUACGUAUACAAUGAUUAUUAGAUACUGAGAAAUUUCAAAUUCGAAUAUUAGCAAUGCAUAUAAUGAAUAACUAUUUCCUUAAGAGAAAUUAUUAUCAAUUUCAAUUAUAUGUAUGUGCGUUAAUUAAAUUUAGAACAAAAAAAAAUACUAUUAAAUGAUUUAACUAAAAACAAAACGGCGAACUUGAACUAUUAAGAAACAGAGAGAAGAGAAACUGCCGCGAAGAAAAUGAGUGGCGAUUCUAGCUGAGUGCUUCUGAGCGCUACCUCGUCUGAACAGUUUCAUCAGGGGACGCAAGAGGAGGGAAGAAUGCCUUAUUUUUUCUGAAAAUGUUAGAGGCGUGGCUGUUGUAGCUGGCCAUCGAUGACUCGUCGUAAGUGUAGUGGAGAACAUGGAAAGUAAUCGCCGUAAAAUGUUGUGACUUUCGUUCGUUUUCUCUUCCUAAAGUAUGUAUUUAUAAAGCAUUACGAACAAAAUGAAAUGGAAAACAAUAACUACUGCUCACAAAUAUUAAAAACAAAUUUACGAAAAGAAAAGAAGUAUGAUUAAAAGAAAAUAAAAUAAAUGUAUACUCUUUUGUUGCUAAACAAUUAAAAGUAAUUGCUGUUUAAUUAUUAAAUAGUUUUUUUAUACAUUCUGUUGCAUUCAAAAUCCUUAGUGUAUUCAUUAAAUAAAAGCAUUUCAUUGUCCAAUUGCUUAAAACUUAAUAUAUGCAUACAUACAACAUACAACAUAACAUAACAUAAUUUCGUGCCAAUUUCAAUUUCUACAACAUACAUUGUAAAUCAGAUUGUAUCAUUUAGCAUAUCCAUAUAAUGGUGCCGUUAAACGUUUGUUUAUAAAUCAGUGCAUAAGCAUAAAAAAGCUUAAGCUUACACGCCACCGCCACGUAAACUUUUGUCGUUUUACUGCUCCACACUUAGUUUUGCUAUGUACUCUACUAUUGUGUUUUUUUUUGUUUUUUGCCUUAUGAUGCCAAGGUCAAAUAAAAACUGCUUUUACGCAAACUUAUCAGUGACUGCAUAACUACAACAAAAGGUUACGUCAAUUCGAUAAGUGGCUCAUCUGCUGAACACAAUCACACACCCACAAAACAUACAUACAUAUAAUAUUUAUAUAGUAUAUUCAUGUUUAUAAUAUGUAUAGUUAUAUAAAAAAAAUAUACGCAAAAUGUGCUUUACUCAUUGCUUUUUGUUCACAAAAAAGAAAAUUGUUGAUGCUGCAUACACUUUCAUACGUACGUACAAUGAUACAAAUAUGUUUUUGCAUCAAACGUACGUACAUAUGUACAUUCUUUUUUAUGUGCGCUUGAACUCAUGCAAUUGCUCAUUUUUUAUGAUCUUUGUCAACCGCUGUUAUUUUUCGCUGCAGAAAUUUUUGCUCGCUUUAAGCUGGAGUUUUUUUUUGCUCAGCGUCGCCUUUGAGCUUUAUUGAAAUAACCGAUCAUAUCAAAUCGAAUUGUUGCUUGGGGAAAAUCUGCAUGCGGGAAAGAUAUGCUGUUGAUAGAUUGACUUUUUUUUGACGUUUAAGGAUUAGUGAAUUUUAAUUGAAUUAUGGAAGCUCAAAAUUAAUAUUGAACAAUUAAUCUUUUUAUAUAGUCUCGAAGGUUGAUUAGAUAGAAAUUAGCCAAAUUGAACAUUUAUUUAUUUAUUUGCUUAAUUAUCACAGAUAAGCAGGAAAAAAAUAACACGUUAUACAAAAUUACAAAAAAUCUAUUUUUCUCUUACACGGCGUUUACAUGAGAAUUUACCCAGUAGCGAAAAUGGUCACUGGUGACAUCGUCACUAAUGGAGAUUUGGUGACAUCGUCGCUCUUGCUGUGAAUCCUAAGCGACAUAUAGCUGACAAUGACACUGGUGAGAAUGUUAUGCAGGUGUACUCCUAUCAAAGACGUAUAACAGACAAUGUCUUGCAGCGGUCACUUAUAAAAAGUUCAUUGCAGUACAUUGUCGCUUGAAUAUCAUCAAUGAUCACUGCAUGACAAAGUCAUCCAGAUGCCAUCAACGACUGAAGACUUGAUAUGGCCGUACAAGACACUUAAGUGACUAAUUCAUGACAUUCGCUACGGGGUUGCCAAGACAAUAGAAAUACAUUCACACUUUUUCACUAAACACUCACACAAAGACCAUUAAUUGUUUUCUUAAUUAAUUGUCUGACAAUUGUCUUCGUCACUGUCUUUGAUUUUUCAAAGACAGUGAAUUGGACAAUUCGGUCACGUCUUGGUUAAUUUGAAAAAAAAAGACAAGACAAAAUCGCAAAAAAUCGCAGAAUUAUGAAAAAGUGCAUUGUGUUAGGACAUUUUAGUAAAUAAUAUGAAAUUCACGCCAAACGACACUAACGGCGGUUGCUGAAAAAUGUAUUGUCUUUAUAAUUGUCUGGAUGCCUACUUUACACUACAAUUUACAACUAAUGCUGCUUUUACAUAAGACAAUUUGAGUCAAGACAAUUGAGACUAAAUUGUUUAUUAGUUGUCAGAGCCAGCUAUUUGAUUACAACAAGAAUAUUCAAAAUUUUAAAUUUUGACGCAUUUUUUUUUUUUAAUUUCAGGACGAAAUACACGCCUGGAACGGACUGCAAAAAUACAAGUACAUAGAAUACUUAAUUAUUUUGAGUUUCAAGCAUAACCUCAAAAAUAAAAAAAGUUUAUAUUGCAAAAUUUCGAGUAAGUGGGAAUGAAGUAUCCAUUUUGAAUGAGGCCUCUUAUUAUCCGAUUGUAAAAAAGAUAUACAAAAUUUAUUUCCCGUUGUUAAUGUUAUUUUUUUUGUUGCUUGAUUUUUUCUUGGCUGCAGGACAAAUAAAAAGCAUUAUAAUUAUAGAAAAGUCUUUUAAACCAAAAGCAAAAUUGUUUAUUACAGAAUUAAGUCAAUAAGCAUUCAAAUUCAAAAAAAAAUAUUGUAAAACUCAAGAUUCCAAAAUUUAAUGUGAGUUUCAACGCAAUUUUGCCUAAAAUUGAUUUUAAAUUAGGUCCUUUAUUAUUUCCUCGUAAAAAGUAUAGAAAAUUUAAUUCCCACUGAUAAUUAUUAUUUUUAUUUAUUUAUCCAAAGCUCUCGUUCGACCAAAAAAACCUGUCUAGUUUAAAACGGUCUUUAACAUUUAAGCAAAGUUGUUAAACAAUUAAAUCAAUAGGCAAUGCUUUGGAAAAUUUUCGUUUCCGAAUAUCACCUCAAAUUUUAAAAACCUAAUUUCUACCAAAAAUUUAUUUCAAAUAAGCAAAAGGAUAUAAAAAAAAUAGUUCCGUAUGAAAAAUACAAAGUUUAGUUGAUUUUUUCUUAGUUUCAUCACAAAGUGCAACCGGCUUUUAGUGAAAACAUGCAUCAAGAAAAAAAAA